This is a messenger RNA of Fusarium subglutinans, 1047 nucleotides long. Its product is annotated as ankyrin repeat-containing protein. NCBI's taxonomy places the organism in Eukaryota, Fungi, Ascomycota, Sordariomycetes, Hypocreales, Nectriaceae. Gene Ontology annotation, cellular component: cytoplasm; nucleus. The record is from RefSeq and is a predicted model, not a curated record. Gene Ontology annotation, molecular function: protein binding. The transcript has a single exon. The coding region runs from base 1 to 1047 and encodes 348 amino acids.
AUGGCUCACACACCAAUGCAGACUUGUCCAUGCCACGCCACAGGCGAAGAUCCCGCAGAAAUCACAACUCUGCACCAAGCAGCUUUUCAUCAAAACAACCAACGACUAGAAGAGCUCCUGCAAAACGGUGCAGACGUAUCAGCUACGCAAACGGCUCGUGACUUCACACCACUUCAUUAUGCCGUUCAAUUUGGAGAUGAGAAAGCUGUGCAGAUGCUCAUUGAAGCUGGGUCCGACGUCUCUGCAGCAAGCUAUGAUGGUGUCACGCCGUUACACAACACAUCUGCAGGCGGCGAUGUGAGGAUCACCGAAAUGCUCUUGAAGGUGGGAGCAAAUGUUGACAGCCGCAACAUCGAUGAAGAAACGCCUCUUCAUGUCGUGCCAUUGUUCGGGGAGACACAAAUCGCAAAGCUCCUCAUAGAGGCUGGGGCGGAUAUCUCAGCAAAGGAUUGCUAUGGAAACACGGCUUUGCAUAUUGCUGCAUCCCAUGAGCAUAUCGGGAUUGUCGAAGCUCUUGUUGCCGCCGGCGCUGAUCUUAACGCCGUGAAUAACAAUGGGGAUCCAGUGCUGCAUCAUGCAAUGAGCGACGGACCAGGAUGUGUCAAACUUCUUAUCGAUCAUGGAGCGAAUGUUCAUCUCAAAGGCGAAGGCGGUGAUACUCUUCUGCAUCGCGCUGCGCAGAGCUCACCUGAACUGGUGCGAGACUUGGUCAAAGCUGGGAUUGACCUUAAGGCAACUAACGACGAAGGAGCAACGGCGCUCCAUUGUGCUGCAGCAUGGGGAGAGACUGUGUCACUGCAGAUUCUGAUUGAGAGUGGAGGAAAUGUCAACGCGGCUAACAAUGAUGGAGAGACGGUUCUGCAUCUUGUGGCGGGGAACCCUUCUUCCAGAAGUGGAGAUGAUUCAGAGACGAAGGCUAAGCUUUUGAUUGAGGCGGGAGCAGAUAUCAAUGUGGAAACAAAGUCUGGCAAGACGCCUUUGGGUUAUGCGGUUGAUUCUGAAGGCGAGGCUGUUGAGAAAAUACUCCGCGAGAUGGGGGCGGCGUAA